GUCAGUUCAAGGCCAAUUCAAGUCGAUAUCUUUGAGAAUUAUGUCUUUAGUUUUAUCAUCAUUAAAUGUCCAGACAGUUCUUGUAGGAAUAGUAGUUAUACUUUUAGUGUAUAAACUCUGUCAAAGAUGGAAGUAUAAGCUACCACCAGGACCAUUUGCUUGGCCAGUCAUUGGGAAUUAUGAAGUUAUUAGAGCAAAGUUUCUACACGAAAUAUUUGCAACGUAUAUAAAGACUUAUGGACCUGUCUUUACCGUUCAAUUAGGACCAUUCCAGAUGGUUGUCUUAAAUGACAUUGAGUCAGUAACAGAGGCCUUGGUAAAAAGAAAAGCUGACUUUGCUAACAGACCUUAUCUACCAUCACUCGUCAAGUUCUCAAAUGGUAGAAAAAAUAUUGUUUUCGCAAAUUAUACACCAACAUGGAAAUUACACAGGAAAAUUGCAGGAAAAGCUUUCAGUACAGAGUUAGAUGACCCGGAAUUCCAACACCUCAUGAAAAUAGACAGGGAAUUUACUGAAAUGAUCGGAAAGGGUUUUGUGGAAGACAUGUUUCCAAUUAUGCUUAAAAUCUGGACAACCCAAAAAUACAGAAAAAUCACGGAAAUAUUUGAAGAAACCACAGAGAUUUUUAGACAGAAACUUAAAGAGCACGAGAAAUCGUUUAAUCGAGAUAACAUCCGAGAUUUUACUGACUCACUGAUUUUAGCAAGACAAGAAGCAGAAGAUGAGGAAGACAAAGAAGUUAUAUCACAGUUAACGGACACACAUCUCGUACAGACCUUAUCAGAUAUAUUUGGCGCUGGUAUUGAUACUUCAAGAAUCACUUUGUAUUUUGGUGUAUGUUACAUGGCUGGAUUACCCGAGAUACAAGCAAAAGUUCACGAGGAGAUAGACAGAGUAGUUGGCAAAAACAGAUUACCAGGUGUGAGUGACAGAGAAAAUCUAAGUUUCACAGACGCUACGUUACAUGAAGUCAUGAGGCUUGGAACGGCUGUUCCAGUUGGAAUACCACAUUCAACGCUAUGUGACUCAAAAGUCGGUGGAUAUGAUGUCCCUGAGGACACAAUCGUAAUGAUCAACCACUGGGCUUUACACCAUGAUCCUAACUAUUGGAAAGAUGUUGAUAAAUUUGAUCCAACAAGAUUCCUAGAUGAAAAAAACAAACUUGCCAGGAAGCCAGAAAGCUGGCUACCAUUCUCAGCAGGAAGACGUGUCUGUUUGGGCGAAAGUGUUGCUAAACCUGAGCUACACAUUAUGUUUGCUUCAAUUAUGCAACGUUUUAAGAUAUCACUGCCGGAAGGUACAACUCCAGAAUUAGAGAUUGCUGGAGGAGGGACUGUUGCCCAGCCUGCUCCUUUCAAAAUCAUUGUUGAAGAACGAAAAUAAGGAUAUAAUUUUAAAAAUCGACAUUUGUAAAGUGUGAAGAAUACUUUUAUAUUAAAUGCUAAUAUCUUU
This is a messenger RNA of Mytilus californianus (California mussel), 1453 nucleotides long. RefSeq names its product cytochrome P450 2U1-like. Gene Ontology annotation, biological process: progesterone metabolic process; hormone biosynthetic process. Bases 41 to 1384 code for a protein of 447 amino acids. The transcript is spliced from 9 exons. The record is from RefSeq and is a predicted model, not a curated record. NCBI's taxonomy places the organism in Eukaryota, Metazoa, Mollusca, Bivalvia, Mytilida, Mytilidae. Gene Ontology annotation, molecular function: heme binding; steroid 17-alpha-monooxygenase activity; iron ion binding.